Molecule: messenger RNA, 2751 nt
Organism: Pochonia chlamydosporia 170
Lineage: Eukaryota; Fungi; Ascomycota; Sordariomycetes; Hypocreales; Clavicipitaceae
Product: zinc finger protein
Exons: 2
Coding region: 1-2751 (916 amino acids)
Source: RefSeq, a predicted model, not a curated record
AUGCCACGACGGAGCGCAAACCGGCCCCGCCCACGGAGCCUCCCGGCGGCGCCUCUCCCGGCAUCGCAAGUACCAUGUCAAUUCCUAUCUCCAGAAACAGUUGGCCAUGCCAAUGGCUUCAGCACCCUGACUCCGUUCCGCGAGGGUUUCAACGAAUUACAGUUCUAUCCAGAGGAAUUUCACAUAUGCAUCACAGAAACAGACGUUGCACCGCUGUUCCCCGCCGACUCUGUGAAACUUUCGCCAGCACCACAAUAUGACUUCGGUUACAAAGAUCUCAUUUCGAAUAAUGACAUAUUCUAUCCACAUCAUCGUCGCCCUCGCAUCCUUCCAUCCGAAAAUCCAAGUACAAUCAGCGGUGAUGCUCCAUCGUCCGCAGGCUCAACUUUCUCUCCUGUUCAAACAGAACAAGGUGAACCAUUUACUGGUCAACGGUCCCCCUGCCCAAGUCAGCUGGGCAAGACGGUUAGCGCAGUAGAUGCGGAAGAAGAGGCCAAGGACAGGCUCGCAGAUUACCAGAAACUCGUUUGCUUGGGGCCUCAGUGCCACAUGUCGUUCCAGUCUGAUAUUGAUCUCCGAACACACGUUCAGGCAGUUCACAAUCACACAUGCAGUUGGGCUGGUUGUCGACAUCCGAGUUUUGCCUCCCGCAAAGAACUCGCCUGGCACGUCAAAGCCGAGCACUUACUCAUAUGUCCAGUGCUAGAGUGCUCCGAUGAAUCGUUUCAGAGCAACCGCGAGUUGACCUCACAUAUUGCAGUGGAGCAUCCAGAGUCCGGGAGGGAUGUUGUCAAGGAAUGGGAACUGCCUCCCCCCGCAACCGACACGAAUGAAGUGACUCUUCAAAACGACCACAGCGUUGAGUCGACUCCAACAAAGUCAACUAUAAACAUUGAUUCGAAAUUCAAGGCAGCUGUGAAGGAGGUCAUGAGUGUGGCCAGAGCCAAAAAGAAGUGUCAGGAGCGCCUGUGGAAUGUUGUGGAGAAGAAAGCCAGGAAGAGCAGUGGCACGCCAAGAGCAGCAGAUAGCCCAACCGACCUUGUCCGCAGCCGCGCAUCUCGUGCGUUGGAAGCCGCCAGUUUCCCUCUGGUCUUUGAACAUGCCGUCCUCCCCUUUCUCGCCGAGUUCGUCCCCAAGUGGUCUGGCCCUCGACACGUAAUCUCCUGCACGAGAGGACGAACGCCUCAGCAUCGUCGAAUUUGCAUAAUGACAACAGCCAUGCUCUCGCGAACGCGGAAGAUCAUCAUUGCCCGCCAUGUGGCUGAUCUGCUCCCUGAAAAGUACAGGCGAACAGUAAGCUUUGUGUUUUCUGUCGGCCAAAUAAGUCGUGCCGCCCGUUGGGCCAGAGGCCUCAGCAAGGAGCACCCAGACGACGUGCGAUCCGCUCGAAAUCCCUACCAUUUCACCAGCCCGUGUAUGGGAGACAGUGUAGGUAUUUCGCGCGAGGGUCAUGUUGAGGAGAGUACAGCAACUCUGGGCCCAUGCCUAGAUGUUGAUCGGGGGUCAUACUGGCUUGUCAACUUCCACCCAUUUUUGGAUGCAUACCGGAAUUUAUCCAAGGUCAAUGUUGAACACCCUUCUCCACAGGAUCGAGAGCCGUGUUUGGUUGAAGGCCACGACUGUCUAUCGCAGGAGCCAAGCUUCAAGUUGGGCAUCGUUACGGUCACGUCUGGUCUGAAUCUGAAGACAACAAGAAUCUCCCAUGAUCCUUAUUGGGAAGACAACGACCUGGAACAGCCGCUGGUCGUCACCGACUGGGCAUUGGUAACUUCUAACAAAUCGGUAGGCGGUCGUGCAAACAUGCUUCGUCGCUUCCCGUCCGAAACACAGCCGCCCAUGGUUGAGCCGCUUGUCAAAUCAGUUUGCAGUGGAGUGAGCGGCAUCAUCCCCGGUGCUACUGUCCUCUCUAGUGGUCGAACAUCUGGUUAUCAGAGGGGAAUGGUGUGUGAAAUUCCUGCCUACGUCAGUGCGGAGGAGAACGGCACGGGCAAAGCAACUCGUGAAUGGUUCGUGGAGGAACCAUAUUCUCCAACAAGCAAUGAGGAUGCCUGGAUAAGGGGAGGCAUCGGAGUCGAGGGCGACAGCGGUGCGGCCAUCGUAGACGCAGAAACAAACCUGCUCUACGGCCAGCUCUGGGGUCGUAACAAGUACUGGGGACCUGGCCCUCGAAUCACAUUCUUUACGUCCGCCGCCGAUAUCUUUGAUGACAUUCAGGAGAAGUGCGGGUUGCAAAGUCGGCCCAAGUUGCCUCAGAUUCGAGACGAAGCAGACCGCUACGCUGUCUACCCUUCUUGUAGGCGCUGCUACGACUUGAAAACGUACCUAGACAGCCGGAGAAGCUCGAGGGUGUCGUUACAAAGCAUGAUAAACUACAGGAGCGAUGCAGAUCAUGACCUCACGUCGUCGAUUGAGAAUGUAUCCGAGCUAGCUACACCACGGGAUUAUCCGCGCGGCAGUGGCACUGGUAUGGAGGAAAUCGGCGCAUCCUUCACUACCACUAGCUCCCCAAUACCGCCUUUCGGCUUCUCAGCUGGUUCACCACCUGUGACAUGGACGAGUCCAUAUGCGCAGACGCUCGUCAUCGACGAACACACCGCUGUCGAUAACCCCAAGUUCCGGGACGCCAUUCUCGAGGCAGCCGCCAUGGAACCACCGCCAAAACGGAGAUCUAUCUGCCUAGACCAGGGCCGCCUAUUCGCGACGGAUUACAGCAUGGGCAAUCAACCAAAGAGGAAGAGAACUGGCAAGUAG